UCACUGCUCCCUCUCUCUAACAUAGAUUGCAAGGAAUGGAGCCUGUCGUCUCUGCUUCCACUUCAGCCACCAAGCCUCCUCCUGAAGUGCAGGCAGCGGAGGCAACUGCCACCAUGCAACCUGCCCCACUGCGCAAGAUCAUGGCGGUGGCCAGCAUCGCCGCCGGCAUACAGUUCGGCUGGGCCCUACAACUCACACUACUCUCACCCUACGUCCAAAUACUCGGAACUCCACACAUGUGGGUCUCCUUCAUCUGGUUCUGCGGCCCUGUCUCCGGCAUCCUCGUCCAGCCCCUCGUCGGCUACCACAGUGACCGCUGCACCUCCCGCUUCGGCCCCCGCCGCCCGUUUAUCGCCGCCGGAACCCUAGCCGUCACCUUCGCAGGCUUCUUAAUCGCAUUCUCUGCCGACAUCGGCCACCUCCUCGGUGACGAACUAGUCGCCACCGGAGAGGAGCACAAAAUCCGUCCGCGCACCAUCGGCCUCGUCAUCCUCGGCUUCUGGAUCAUUGACUUCGCCAACAACAUGCUCCAAGGACCGUGCCGCGCUCUCCUGGCCGACCUCGCUGCGGGGAAUCAAAGCAAAACGAAAACCGCGUACGCACUCUACACGCUCUUCAUGGCGGUCGGAAACGUCCUGGGCUCCGCCGCCGGAUCCUCCGGCGGGCUUUACAGAAUCCUGCCUUUCACAACGACGAAAGCAUGCCACGACGAGUGCGCGGACGUGAAAACGUGUUUUAUGAUCUCCGUGUUGCUAUUGGUUGUUAUUGUAACCGUCAACUUGAUGUACGUGAAGGAAAAACAGUUAACGGUUUCCAUUGGGAAAAGUGAAAAAGGCGGGAUGAGAGAAUUAUUGGGUGCAUUGCAGGGGCUUAAGAGGCCGAUGCGGAUCCUUUUAUUGGUGACGUGUUUCAAUUGGAUUGCGUGGUUUCCGUUUUUUGAGUACAACACUGACUGGAUGGGGGUUGAGGUGUACGGAGGGAAGGAUAAGGAGCAGAGUGUGUAUGAUACUGGGGUCCGCGAGGGUGCCACCGGGAUGAUGGUGAAUUCUAUUGUGUCUGGUGGCGCGUCCUUGGGGAUUGGUGUGUUGGCGCGUGGGCUUGGUGGCGAGAAGAGGCUAUGGGGAGUUGUUAACUUCUUGCUAGCCGUUUGUUUGGCCAUGACGGUGCCUAUCUCCAAGAUAGCCAAACAUUUGCGGCGGUAUGCGGUGGGUGCUGGCGGAUCUCUGGAGCCUCUUCCGCCGUCUCGUGGCGUCAAGGCUGCUGCCUUAACUCUCUACGCCGUCCUUGGAAUUCCUCUUGCUAUCACUUACUGCAUACCCUUUGCUCUGGCAUCUAUAUUCUCCACCAACGCAGGAGCAGGACAAGGUCUAUCCCUGGCAGUUCUCAAUCUUGCAGUUGUCAUACCACAGAUGUUGAUGUCUGCUGUUAGUGGACCAUGGGACAAAUUGUUUGGUGGCAGUAACCUGCCAUCUUUCGUGGUUGGUUCCGUAGCGGCUGCAAUCAGUGGCAUAUUGUCCAUAACCUUGCUGCCCUCUCCGCCGCCGGACGUCAAGGCUGCAAUCACCGGAGGAGGCUUUCAUUAAUUAAUUAAUCAAUGCAACAUUUUAGUUAUCCAUCUCAUGUAUAAUUGGCAAAAAACAGAAUGCUCUUUUAAUUUAACUAAAGCUGUUUGCUUAAUUAAGAUCAUUUAGGUUAUCCAACCAGAUGCUACAAGCAAUU
Messenger RNA from Arachis duranensis, 1719 nucleotides. RefSeq names its product sucrose transport protein SUC5. Gene Ontology annotation, biological process: sucrose transport. The coding region runs from base 36 to 1583 and encodes 515 amino acids. Gene Ontology annotation, molecular function: sucrose:proton symporter activity. The record is from RefSeq and is a predicted model, not a curated record. Gene Ontology annotation, cellular component: plasma membrane; vacuole. The transcript has 4 exons. NCBI's taxonomy places the organism in Eukaryota, Viridiplantae, Streptophyta, Magnoliopsida, Fabales, Fabaceae.